AUGGCCGGGCUCUCGCGCGCCCCGCUGUUCCUGCUCGCCCUGGCCCUGGCCCUGGCCCUGACCCGGAGCCCCGCGGCCGACGCCAACGCCAACGCCGGGAGGCCGCGCGUGGUGGGCAGCCUGGCGGAGGCGGACGUGAAGGAGGAGGGAGUGCAGCAGGCGCUUAGCUUCGCCCUGAGCGAGUACAAGGCAAGCAACGACGCCUACCACAGCCGCGCCAUGCAGGUAGUGCGCGCCUGCAAGCAGAGAGGAAGGGAGAGGGAUAGAGAGCUAGAAACAUCGAUGAGAGAGAAACAUCGACCAGCUGCCUCUUGCACAACCCCCACCGGGGAUGUGCCCGCAACCAAGGUCGUGGCCGCCGGAAUGAACUACUUCUUGGGUGUGAAGAUUGGGCGAACCACGUGUACCAAGUCCCAGCCUAACUUGGCUGCCUGUCCCUUCCAGGAGCAGCCGAACCUGAAGGAAGCACUCUGCUCUUUCCAGAUACACACCGCCCCCUGGCUGGGCAAGACCUCCUUGGUGAAGUCCAGCAGUAAGAAUGCAUAG
Messenger RNA from Pipistrellus nathusii (Nathusius's pipistrelle), 546 nucleotides. The record is from the annotation of a GenBank genome assembly. Lineage: Eukaryota; Metazoa; Chordata; Mammalia; Chiroptera; Vespertilionidae.